AAGCAACAUCGCAAAACUGGAUGAUGAAUACAAAGUUGAGCGCGUUGAUGACAAACGAUUUGUGGACGGCCGCUUGGAAUACUUUUUGAAGUGGGAGGGCUAUCCCAGCAAUGAAAAUACUUGGAAGCCUUUGGAAAAUCUUAAUUGCUCUGUCGCUGAAAAUUAGGAAGGAGCCGCACGAUCCGGCAGAGCCGCAGGAGCCACAAUUGGCGCUGGAAAAGCGCGUAGAACAAGUCCCUACACCAGAAAGCCAGCCCCGAAAGUUUUUCGGAUUUGAGCGCGGCCUGGUGCCGGUAAAGAUACUCGGCGCCACCGAAGUGCGGCAAAAGUACAUGUUCCUGAUGAGGUGGGAGGGCUCCGAUCGAGCCUAUCUGGUGCUUGCAAGUGAAGCCAACGAACGAUGCCCACAGGUUGUGAUUAAUUUCUACGUGGAGCGCAUCGUGUAUGGCGACCCCAUGGGCGCCUGCGGCUCGGGAACUCGCACGAGGGAGACACCAUGGAAGUGGAUGAAAUCGGAGAAGCAGACGACUAAGCAAUUUCUGAGAAAUCGAUCACUUUCAUACAAUAAGUAGUGUUCCAAUUAAGGAAAAUCUAAAAGGCAUAUAAAAGCUCUAGGACAAACUGCGAGCCAACAUGAUAAUAAUAUUUGAUCCAGUCUUAAACGAAA
Messenger RNA from Drosophila subobscura, 667 nucleotides. Its product is annotated as chromobox protein homolog 1-like. NCBI's taxonomy places the organism in Eukaryota, Metazoa, Arthropoda, Insecta, Diptera, Drosophilidae. The coding region runs from base 111 to 572 and encodes 153 amino acids. The record is from RefSeq and is a predicted model, not a curated record. The transcript has a single exon. Gene Ontology annotation, cellular component: nucleus.